AUGAAAUCUAAUCAUAGAGCUAUCUCAAUAUCUACAUUAGUAAUAUUGUUACCUAUGUUAGUAACAUCCGCUAGUUUUAUUUGUAGCUCGGUUACACAAAGUUAUACUAUACUUACAUAUUGCAAAAAUGGUAGUAAAUGUUUAAUAGAAACAAUUGGAGGCAAUGGAAUAAAUACUCAAAUCAAAUGUAUAUGCAAUUUUGGAUAUGGUCUACCUGAUUGUUCACUAGAGAUACCUGGAGCUAUAUCAACUGAUAUUGAAAAUGAAACCAAAAAUACCUGCUGGUUAGAGGAUCUCCUUCAAGUAAAUCAAGAAUACAAUAAUUUUGCUUUAUAUAAACAUAUAUUUAAUGGAUAG
This is a messenger RNA of Cryptosporidium muris RN66, 357 nucleotides long. RefSeq lists its product as uncharacterized. The record is from RefSeq and is a predicted model, not a curated record. NCBI's taxonomy places the organism in Eukaryota, Apicomplexa, Conoidasida, Eucoccidiorida, Cryptosporidiidae. The transcript is spliced from 2 exons. The coding region runs from base 1 to 357 and encodes 118 amino acids.